Closterium sp. Naga37s-1 is the source of this 1238-nucleotide messenger RNA. The record is from the annotation of a GenBank genome assembly. Lineage: Eukaryota; Viridiplantae; Streptophyta; Zygnematophyceae; Desmidiales; Closteriaceae.
AUGCCAACCAGCAUAGGCGUCACACCACUUUCAGAGUUGCCCCGCCCACCCAUGUUCUCUGCCCAUCCGGACCUGCAUGAGGUCGACACCAUCCUCUCACACCGUGACACUCCGGUUGGCCGUGAAUACCUCAUUCACUGGAGCAACACCUCAGCAUCUGAAGACUCAUGGGAGCCGUUUUCCAACCUCAGCCGUGCGCCUCGUGCCAUUGGAGUGUAUCUUGCCUCGUUGGCACCGAGGACGGUGCCUUCAGGGAGGGGAGGUAAUGUAACAAGGGGCACCUGCACUGGAGCCAGCGUGAAGCGCACGGGAGGCAGCGACAUGCAGCAGCCGCGUGCAGCUGCGAACGUGGGCAGCAAGGGGGCGGAAGUGUGCAGGACGUGGGGGACCCACGUGAGGAGGACGAAACACAGUGCCGAUGACCUAAGGGGUUUACCCUCUUACCUGUAUGACGCGCUGAAGACCGGGGGCGAUCAUCUCUCCCUUCUGCUCCUCACACGCUCCCCCUAUUUUGCGCGGCUUCCCUAUUCCGCGCGGCUCCCCUGUUCGCGCGGCUCUUCUAUUCCGCGCGGCUCCCCUGUUCGCGCGGCUCUUCUAUUCCGCGCGGCUCCCCUGUUCGCGCGGCUCUUCUAUUCCGCGCGGCUCCCCUGUUCGCGCGGCUCUUCUAUUCCGCGCGGCUCCCCUGUUCGCGCGGCUCUUCUAUUCCGCGCGGCUCCCCUGUUCGCGCGGCUCUUCUAUUCCGCGCGGCUCCCCUCCAGUCACUGCGGCUCAUCCUCACCACCACCGCACUCCAUGGCGGACGCUUCCGCCGAUCCGCUUCCCCCCGUCCCGCCGUCCCCGCCAGUGGCGCCCGUCUGCGCGCCCCUCACGACCCUCGACCAGCUGCUCCAAUGGCGCCCCGGCAGCCCCGCCACGGGCGGAAUCUACAACCGCGCCACCGCGCCCUUCCGCGCGCGGAGCGCGCCCGGCGCGGCGCGCGGCGAGCUUCCGCGGCGGCGGCGGCAGCGGGUGUUAGCGUGCCACGACAUGAUGGGGGGGUACGUGGAGGACGAGCGCGCGCAGGGGAGCGCGUGCAGCGAGGUGUACCGCGCGUGGGAGUGGGACGCGGUGGACGUGUGGGUGUACUUCAGUCACCACCUGGUGACGCUGCCUCCCGUGGCGUGGAGCAACUGCUGUCGCACGCACGGCGUGCAGGUGCGCGUGGGGGUAGGGAUGCGGGUAGGGGCGACGGGGCAAUG